AGGAGCUGUGAGGGGAAAACGCUAGGAGAGGAAAGAGGGAGAAAGACCGAGAGACGGCAAGAGCAGGAGGUUAGAGAGAAGGAAAGAGAGGGGACUGUUUCAGGGUUGGAGAGUUUGGCCUUUCAACACAGUAGAGCCACUCAGGUCUUAGUGGAGGAUCUGCAGAUCUUUCAGUUAUCAGGGGUCUGUUCACACUGAGUUUCUGAGUGCAGGUACUGAGGAUGGCGGGAGGGAUGUUGAUGGUGUGUGUGCUGGGUGCUCUGCUUUGUCAGGUGUGGAGCUCUGCAGAAACUCUUCACAAAAGGGAAGAAACCCUUUACCCAUGGAGAAAUAAAGGCACAGGCAUGUACAGGGUGAAGAGGGACUGGAUCAUCCCUCCAAUCAGAGUGCUGGAGAAUAGCAAGCAGGUUCCUGAAGACCUUGUCCAGAUCAAAUCGGACAAAAUCUUUACAGGGGAGGUGAUUUACAAGCUAGAGGGAGCAGGAGUGGACCAGGAGCCCAAAAAUCUGUUUGAAAUUGAUGAUAAAACCGGAGUCAUCAGGAGCAAGCGGCCGCUGGACCGAGAGACCUACAACAGCUUCACGCUGAAAGCCUUUGCACUGUCUCCCAGUGGACAGAGACUAGAGAAUCCGUCCACCAUAGAGAUAGUGGUGCUGGAUCAGAACGACAACAGACCCGCCUUCACACAGAAACAAUUCAGCGGCACUGUCCCUGAGUUCUCAGUCCCAGGCACCUUGGUGAUGUCAGUUUCCGCCACUGAUGCUGAUGACCCUAUGACAGAAAACGCUUAUCUGAGCUACUCUAUCAUUGGCCAGGAGAGCGUUCCUGCCAAUGCUGUCGACAAGACAAUGUUUGGUAUCAACAACGAGACAGGAGCCAUUUACACAAGAGACGUAGGCCUGGACCUAGAGGUGGUAAAAAGUUUCAGGUUGAAACUGCAGGUUGGUGAUAUGGGAGGCAUGGGAUUAACGAGUGAAAGUGAGGCGAUCAUUCAUGUUUCUGAUAUCAACAACCAUGCCCCACAGUUCAGCGCUGCCUUGUACAGUAUGCUAGCAGUGGAGAACAGGAAUGACAAUGAGAUCGGCCGGGUGAAUGUGACAGACAAGGAUAAUAGUGGAACAGCAAACUGGGAGGCCAAGUAUUUUAUUACCAACCACCCUGAAGGCAACUUUGCCAUCACUACGGAUCCUGCAACCAACGAAGGAGUUCUGACCGUGGUGAAGCCUCUGGAUUAUGAAGCACAGCAUGAGCACGUCUUGAUGCUGAUGGUGGAAAAUGUCAAUCCUCUGAGCAACAAGGCUCCCAGCGUCCCAGUGAGCAGCGCUACAGUGGUGGUGACGGUGGUGAACGAGAAUGAGGCUCCACGUUUCAGGGAGGACCCCAUACAUCUUGUUGUCCCUGAGUCUGUGGUCCCUGGGACUUUACUGACAAGCCAUAUCGCCUCUGACCCUGAUAAUUCUGACCUGAGGUAUGAGAUUAGUCGAGAUCCUGAGAAGUGGCUGGACAUCGACAGAGAUACAGGAGACAUUUAUGCCAAGAGAACGUUCAACAUGCGAUCCCCAAAUGUUAAAAACAAUAUCUACAAUGUUAUUGUCAAGGUUACAGAUGCUGGUGGUGUGUCGACCACUGCCACCGUGGCCAUCACACUGAAGGAGACCAACGACUUCCCCCCUCAGCUCUUCCCUCUGAGCGGCUCUGUGUGCAAAGAUACGGGUCGCGGUAGUUCUGGUCUGGUUGUGACGGCUGUGGAUGAAGACUUUCCUCCGCACGCUGCACCCUUCAUCUUUGAGAUGCCUGACGAUGAGCUGUCAAUCAACUGGACUGUUGUUCAAGUCAACGAUACUCAUGCGGUGCUUCAGCCCCUCGUGGACCUGGAGGCUGGAGAGUACGUGGUCACAGUGUUUGUGUCGGACUCUGGCAGCCCGGUGCUGAGCGCUUAUGCUCAGGUCAAUGUCACCGUGUGUCGCUGUGACUCGUUUGGAGACUGUAAGUCGGAGGCGGGGGCUUUCCUUGGCUCCAGUGUGGGAAUCAACUUCAUCGCUCUGAUCAUCAUCAUGGCCAGUAUUGCACUCCUCCUGUUGCUGCUGCUGCUGGCUGUGGCGGUGACCUCCUGUGGGAGACGUCACCAUAUCAAGAAAGGAACAGGUCUGCUUGUCGGGGAAUCAGAAGACGACAUCCGUGACAAUGUCUUCAACUAUGAUGAGCAAGGAGGGGGAGAGGAGGACGAGAAUGCCUUUAACAUCGACAUGCUUUGGAAUCCACUUGACACCCCUUCAACCCCAGGGUCCUACUACCCAGGGUCCUGUGUUCCUCGAGGCAAGCAGCCCCUCAGGAAGGACGCCCCGCAUAACCUGCCCUCACCUAUCUACCCACGGAGGCCGCCAGCAGACCCCACUGACAUCGAGGACUACAUCAAUGAUGGCCUGGAGGCUGCAGACAACGAUCCGAACGUGCCUCCGUACGACACGGCCCUGAUCUAUGACUACGAGGGAGAGGGCUCCCUGGCAGGCAGCCUCAGCUCCAUUGCUUCAGGCAGCUCUGACGGAGACCAGGACUACGACUACCUCAACGACUGGGGACCACGCUUUAAGAAACUGGCCAACAUGUAUGACCCACGUUAACGGCGACAGCCCCUCACAGAAAGACAUGUGUGCUUCACCACCAGUUAGGGAACAUGGCUCAGAUUUUUUUUUCUGGGCACAUUUGGAAAGAUUUUAGUCCAGGACAAAAUUUGAUAUGUGCCGGAGAAAAAUAAGUGCUAUGCAAAGAAGGGGUGUAACAGUUCACAAACAUUUCGGUUCAGUACGUACCUCGGUUUUUAAGUCACGGUUCGGUACGUUUUCGGUACAGCAGAAAAAAUGAUCACAAAACAUAAAAUAUUUUUUGGGGUUUUUAAUUAUUAUUAAACGGUGAAUAUUCCCUCAAAUAAAUACAAAAUAUAAUAAAGUAAACAUUAAGUUGCAGCAUUUCGACAAUGAACUGUACUACUUGAGCUGUACUGUACUGUUCACAUCAGCAGCUUGACAUUAGGUCAGCUUGUUCAUUCAUUGUAUUUUCAUAUUUUCUUUCAGAAAAAUGAACUUGUCCACAUUAUUUGCAGAAAGGGCAGAUCGGCUAGCACUUACAAUGUCUCCUGAUGUGGAGAACACCCUCUCGCUUGGGCAGUGGUUCUCAAACUUUUACAGUCAGGCCCCCCUUCGGUAAUGGAAAUAUUUUCGAGCCCCCCCCGAACCCGGUUACGACCUAAAUUGGUAGGAUUAGUCAUUUCAUUAUAAUAUCCAAUGAAACGACUUGGUUGCUCUAUGACGUUGAACCAAAUGUGAGGAAAUUACACUGAAUGCAGCGAAAGAACGCAGCACCUGAGAUUACUUCCAAAAAGUUUUUCACAUGCUCAAUUUUUUACGUUCAACGUUAUAUUCGUUCGGUACACACAUGUACCGAACCAAAGGGCCCAUACCGAAUAUUUUCGGUACAAAUACGUAUACCGUUACACCCCUAGUGCAAAGGCUUGGGACUUUAAAGAGGUUUAUUUGGACACCGCUGUCAAAAUACCUUGAGGAAAAGCUUUGUAGUUAGCUUGGGAGAAGUUAAUGAGACAUUGUGAGCUGAUACGAUCAUCCAAGAGGAAAGGAGCUGUGCUGUGAUAAAAUGAUUGUCCAUGUCCGGUUUCAUUCAUCCUCACACUUGGAUUUCUCGGUAUUGAUGCAACAAGCCUGAGAAAACAAAUCUGUAUGUAUUUCUUUUUAUAUAAGUGAUCAUUUUAUUUAAAAAAAAAGGUUUUGUUUCUUUUUGUUUAGUUUUUUUUAUCACAAAUCCUCCAUUCCAGCUGUUAACCUUUUUGGAGAAAAUCAAUUUACUCAACCAAACAAACUGUACCACAAUAUAUUACAUAGUACUCAGAGAGUUCAGAGGUGAAGAUUUUCAGAAGUGUUUUUUUUGUUGUUUUUUUUUACUGUAUAUGUUCAUUGAAUUUAGAGUUUCCAGAUUAAAUUUAAGUCUUUUAUUAA
This is a messenger RNA of Eleginops maclovinus (Patagonian blennie), 4007 nucleotides long. RefSeq names its product cadherin 15, type 1, M-cadherin (myotubule) (gene cdh15). Gene Ontology annotation, cellular component: plasma membrane; adherens junction; catenin complex. Gene Ontology annotation, biological process: cell morphogenesis; calcium-dependent cell-cell adhesion; multicellular organism development. Gene Ontology annotation, molecular function: cadherin binding; calcium ion binding. The record is from RefSeq and is a predicted model, not a curated record. The transcript has 14 exons. Lineage: Eukaryota; Metazoa; Chordata; Actinopteri; Perciformes; Eleginopidae. Bases 222 to 2621 code for a protein of 799 amino acids.